AUGACAACAGUCGCUAGUCACGGUGCCUCUGCCGCAGAACUCGCCAAGUUCCGGCAGCUGCAGCGUCACUGGUGGGAUCCCGACGGUCCACUCCGCACUUUACAUCUUCUCAAUCCCGCCCGCGUGGCGUAUAUACACCGCGCCUGUCAACAGUACGCCCGUCGCAACACGCCGCACACCACCGCGGACGCACUGCGCGGCAUGCGGGUGUUGGACGUUGGCUGCGGCGGCGGUGUUCUCUCAGAGAGUCUCGCACGCCUCGGGGGCCACGUGCUUGGCAUUGACGCCGGCGCCGAAGGUGUAGCGGUCGCACUGCGACGUCGUGGACAGCUGCUGCGGAGUGUGGCACACACACACGGUGAGCUCGUGCAGCUUAAUUACCGCCAUGUCUCACUUCACACCAUUGCACAGGAGGAGAAGCAGCAAUUUGAUCUUGUUGUGGCCUCUGAAGUGAUGGAGCAUGUGGAGGAUGCCGCAGGAUUUGUGCAGGAUCUAUGUGCAGCAACCAAACCUGGUGGGAUACUAGUGGUUUCCACAAUGGAUAAGUCUUUUCGUGCAGCUGUGGGAUUUAUUGGUGUUGCGGAGUAUAUAACUGGGUUGGUUCCACCUGGAACCCAUGAUUGGACAAAGUUUGUGCCCCCGAAAGACCUUUCGAGGUGCGCUUUAACCCAUCAAGUUAGGGAAGUGGAUCUUCAGUAUGUUAUGGCGUGCCCGGAUGUAUUGAGGUCAAUUGCCACACGUCAGUUACAACUAAGUUUUUCACUUACAAAUAAAAUAGAUACAGGUCAUUAUUUUUGGACUGGCGUAAAGAUGCCGACUCCAGUGGCUACAACAGUCGCCUAA
This is a messenger RNA of Trypanosoma theileri, 843 nucleotides long. RefSeq names its product 3-demethylubiquinone-9 3-methyltransferase. The transcript has a single exon. The record is from RefSeq and is a predicted model, not a curated record. Bases 1 to 843 code for a protein of 280 amino acids. Gene Ontology annotation, molecular function: 2-methoxy-6-polyprenyl-1,4-benzoquinol methyltransferase activity. Gene Ontology annotation, biological process: ubiquinone biosynthetic process. NCBI's taxonomy places the organism in Eukaryota, Euglenozoa, Kinetoplastea, Trypanosomatida, Trypanosomatidae.